This is a messenger RNA of Vanrija pseudolonga, 1487 nucleotides long. RefSeq lists its product as uncharacterized. Lineage: Eukaryota; Fungi; Basidiomycota; Tremellomycetes; Trichosporonales; Trichosporonaceae. The transcript has 2 exons. The coding region runs from base 22 to 1155 and encodes 377 amino acids. The record is from RefSeq and is a predicted model, not a curated record.
CACCUCGCCCACACACACGAGAUGGGCCGCAAGACGAAGCGCAAGUUCGGGUACGUCCCCCCGCCCGCCCGUCCCCCACUAGCGCUGGACGCGGCGGCCUUCCCGCACCUCCUCGACCUGGUGAUAUCCUUCGCCACCCCGGCAGCCCAGCUAUCCCUCUCGCAGACGUGCCGUGCCCUGCGGUCGCGCCUAGCCGGAAGGCUGUAUGCGCACAUCGUGGUCUCGGAUUCGCCUCCUUCCUGCACGCCAGACGACGACAUGCGCGACGAGCUCGACGCGGCGCUCGACGGCGCAGACGACGCCGACACAUGCGCCAACGUCCUCGUCUGCCUGCCGUGCGGGCGCCGCGUGCUCGCGCGCGACAUCGCGCCCCUGCCCAACCCCGACAUUCCCUUCGACCGCGCCCUCUCGCGCCUGCUGUCGCGCGCCCGCGUCGUCACCUUCCUCGCGCCGAUCCCGCCCGCGCUCGCCGACUCGGGGGUCGUGCUCGCCCGUCACGCUGCCACGCUGCGCCUGGUCGGCGGGAACGAGUACCCCCGCGUCAUGGGCGCGGCGGGCACGCUGGUGGUGUUCCACAGCGUCGUUAUGGGACAGCUGGGACAGGCCGCCACCGCCGCCGAGGUGCACGUGCCGCACGGCACGCGGCGCGUGGUGCUCAACUACGCUUUCGACGCCGCCGCGGCCGGCCCGUUCCCCGUCGACGUGCUCGCGCUCCCCGCUCUCCCGGAGAGCGUGGAGGAGGUCGUGGUGGUGUUCGAUGACAAGUGCGUCGCCGCCACGCCGGAGCCGCUCGGAGAGGACGCCCUGUGGAAGUCGUACCUCCUCAACGCGGCCACGGGCGGCACCGCGGAGGGCAUGUUCGCGUCGCUUGAGCGCGGCGUGCGGUGGGUGUUCGUCGACUGUGCCGCCGUGGGCAGCUGGAUUGAGGCGGUGAUCAAGGACGCGCUGGAGAGCUUUUACUCUGCCGCGGCGGACGAGGAGAUCGCGUACACUUCCAGAUUUUACGACGCCACCGCCGACGACGACACGGCGCAGUGGAAGCUGGACAUUCGCGCGCGGUGUGCCUUGCCCAUCGCGAACGCGAGCUUUGUGAGCUUGGAGGGGUAUCGCCGUUAUGUCGGCGACGAGCAGUUUACCCUCGACACCCAGGUGUAGCGCGGCGCGGGGGAUAACGACACGACGACUGGCACGGGCGACAGCUUCCACGGCCUACACCACGGCACUGAGCAUGCCAGAGGACAAUGACACAAAAGCGCACGCUAGCGCACAUCACGGACAAUAACGACCUUGCCACCUUGGCGACGGGGUCACUCGGAUUCACAAAAUGUAAACACAGCCGACGCGGCAGCACCACCAUCAAUCACUGUACCCAACAAUCACCACAGGACGCACACAACAAGGCCAAUGCCACAUGACAAGAGCCAUACCACACCACGUUAACACCACACACCAUCCCCUGUAUCCUUGUACCCAUCCUGUACCACCCC